Molecule: messenger RNA, 1970 nt
Organism: Athene cunicularia (burrowing owl)
Lineage: Eukaryota; Metazoa; Chordata; Aves; Strigiformes; Strigidae
Gene: AK6
Product: adenylate kinase 6
Exons: 6
Coding region: 74-589 (171 amino acids)
Cellular component (GO): cytoplasm; nucleus
Molecular function (GO): ATP binding; ATP hydrolysis activity; AMP kinase activity
Source: RefSeq, a predicted model, not a curated record
GCGGAAGUGGAGGCCCCCGCGCACGUGUCUCCUAGGCGACCAGCGGCCGCCGCUGGCGGCGCGGAGCGGCAGCAUGAAGAGGCCUAACAUCCUGCUCACGGGUACUCCAGGUGUUGGGAAAACCACGCUCGGAAAAGAACUUGCAUCAAGAACAGAGAUGACCUAUAUUAAUGUGGGUGACAUGGCAAAGGAAGGAGAAUUGUAUGAAGGUUUUGAUGAGGAAUAUGAUUGUCCAAUUCUGGAUGAAGACAGGGUAAUUGAUGAACUAGAAGAUAAAAUGAGUGAGGGUGGAGUUAUUGUCGAUUAUCAUGGCUGUGAUUUUUUCCCUGAACGGUGGUUUCAUAUAGUAUUUGUACUUCGUACAGAAAAUUCAUUUCUGUAUGACAGACUUGAAAGCAGGGGCUACAGAGGGAAAAAGCUGCAAGACAACAUUCAGUGUGAAAUAUUUCAGACACUUUAUGAGGAAGCUAUGUUGUCAUAUAGAGAGGAAAUUGUACACCAGUUGCCCAGCAACACUCCAGAAGACCUAGAGAGAAAUUUGGAUCAGAUUAUGCAAUGGAUUGAGCAGUGGAUGAAGGACCACAAUUGACAUUUGUUGAAAAAGUAACUCUGUUGGAUCUCUUCCUGGGAGGGUUUAGUAAAUUACAUUUGAAAUUCUUGUCUGAUAAAUUAAAAUUAAAUUUAUUGUCAUUUGAUGUGGUUGAGGACUGAAGGUUCAGAAUAGCCAGGUUGUAAGGCUUUGGAACAGCCUCUGAAGUGCUCUGGGAAAGGCACACAGGAGAACUGGCACACGUGAAAAUUCAACAGUGAAUGAAAGCAUGAAAAUGGCACUGUUGCCCUUAGCAGCAGGGACUACGUUCAAUAACUGAGGAUUUUUUGGAGCUUACCAUUAUAACCAAACCUUUGCCCCCUCCCUAAGAAACCCGUAAAAUCCUGAUGGCAGUUAAGGAGCUUAGGUUUCUGAAGGGCAAGACAGCAUUCUGAGGAGUUAGUCUGCUUCUGAAUUUUAAGCUAAAACUUGCUAUACUCCACUGUAUUCAUGAAUGUGUGGAGUCCGAUGUUGAGUGAGGGGUGUAUGAUAUAGUUUAAGCAGGGUGCUUUAUUUUGGAGGGAAGAGACUUUGUAAGAUAUUUUGAAAUGAUUAUGCAGAACAAGAAUUACGGUGUAAGGUAACACUGUUGUGAAAUCUGCACUGGUGUGAAAUACUAGUAAAUUUUCUUUCUCCUUUUUCUCUGUAUUCUCCAUCACCCAUCCCAAACAUGGAAGAUAUUUACCACUGUAAGUUUAUCAAGGAAAUAUAUAAUUUGGCAGGGUAACAAACUGGCAACAAUUCAGAACAUGGUUACGCUUAAAAUACUGGCAGCCAUCUGUUCUAAUUUCUAGUUAAGACUGGGUCCCAGCAGAGCAGGGAAAUGCAAAGUAGGAAUAACCUUUCUUCACUGAAAAGGUGGCUUGUAAAGCCUUGUGAAUGAUUCUGUAGAAAGUGCUUGCUAAUAAACUUUUCAUAUACACGAGUUUGAAUAGUGAAACUAUUUGCUUGAAAAUUUCUACUGUACAGAGUACAAUGGUCACAUAUUUAAGAUGCUAUUUUUUAUUCCAAAUUUGGUACCGAUUUUUUUGUGAGACUCGUAGAGGAAUUCUGCAUCAGCAAUUUGCCCCUUGUAUAAACUGAAAUGGUGAAAAAUCUGGAGUUUCCUUGCCGAAUCGGGACCAAACGCUGUAGAAACACACGUAUGCGUAUUGAACAGCCGCUGUGAGGGUUAUUGCUUGAAUAAAUGGCUUGAAUAAACCUGGAAAACAGGUGGAGCGCCAUCUCGCGGGGUUGGAAGCAUCUGGCCAAGACCAGUUCUGGAGAACGCUUUGAAUGUUUCCACGUUUCUAAAAAUUGUUCGGAAAUUCUGUAAUGCUGUUGCGGUUGGGGGGCGGGGGCUGUAAGCAGAAAACAGGCCUCUAGUAAAAUUUUAAAAAUA